GAAGAUAUGUGCAAUGCAAAUUCAGGUCGAUCCUUGGAUGCAAGUUAUCUCAUCGAAAUUCACCUCUCAGAAGGUGACGUCAAAGAGGACCAUUUGCUGAAUUAUGAUAUUCAAAUUAUGGAUUGUCCUGGAAUUACGAAAUGUCGAGAGCUUGGCGAUAAAGUGAAAGCCUUCUGCGCAGACUCAGACGUUCAUGUACUUAUUGUGAAUCCAAAGACCGUCAUGUCACCGGAAGAGCGAGAUCAUUUCGUGGAGGUCGGCAAACGUCUUCCUAAGCCGGACAUCAUCGUCGGUUUCACUCAGUGGGAUCUAUCGGCGAGAGAAAGACGCCCUGAAGAGGUUAAAGCUCGCCAUGUCGACUCGAUAUUUGAGAUGCUGAAAGAACUCGACGUCGUUAAUACGAGAGAGGAAGCAGAGGAAAGAUGUUUCUUUUACUCUGGGAGAGAGGCUCUUGACUUGGCUCUUGGUGAGGAAGGAUUCUUGGUCAGGGGAUGGGAAGAGAGAUUCAAGACGUUCCAGAAUUUCAUCUCCAAAAUUGAGGAGAGGGCGACAUCAGCGGGGAUAACGACCAAACUAAAUCUGAACCGUGACACAUGCCAAGAAGUCCUACAUCAGUGCAUCGGAAGUCUGUCAGCACUGGAGAAACGCAUGCAAAACAAGACGUCUGAUUUCAAGAAUGAUAUUGAGUCCAUAAGGAGCAAAUUAAAAUCAUACGAUGAGAAAAUGGCUGAAUUUGUGAAGGAAAGUAAAGACCUGAGAACGAAAGCUCUGGUAACAAUUGACGAAUCGAUAUCUCGUUGCAUGGCUGAAGUUAGCGACAAGAUGUCUCAAACUUUGAGAAUAAAUUCAGACAAUGACGGAUUCGAGGAAGAUCAGGUCCAUCAGUAUGCUGAGAGAGCAAUCUUAAUCUGGUAUCGAAAGAUAUUAGAUGAGUUUCAGCGAGCUACGGAUAAAGUAUGUGAGGAUUAUUCCUUCUAUGUACGAGCAUCCUAUGAGAAGCACAUGGCAAUGUUCCCCCAGGACACUCCCAGGGCCUAUCUGCUUGAUAACCAAGACGAACAAGAACAGCCCAAUUCCAUCCCUGGAUCACCGAUUCCCAGAGCCGCGCUGCAGAGGGUGCUAUCUGGUAUCAACGUUCGCCCCGUUUGGGCUUCCUUCGCCUCCACUCGUCGACGACUCUCCUCAGUCGAAACUGACGCAGAACGUAAUGCCCUAAUACGCGGAAUGGCUGCUGCUACAGGAGUUUUCUUCAUGCAUGUUCGGCAGUGGAUCAGGGUUUCUGUGGAGCAGAAGUUAGAGAGGCUGACAACCAAAGAGAAAGACUUCCUGAUCUGUCCUCCUAUCAGAGUAAAAUGCCGCGAAGCAGUAGAGAUAUUCUGCGACAACGCUGAUGGGUACUACAGAGAGACUUGUAUUCGUGAAGUGCAGGAAGUUCUCCAAACACAGAAGGCGAAGUUGGAGGAGAAGCAUUCCCAAAUGAUACAACUUUCCACAGAUUUCGUCAAUCUUAGGGCUGAGGCAGACCAGAUCAAAUGCAAAGACAACAGCGAUGAUCACAUGACCGAAUAGUCAGAUGAGUCAGUGACACCCAUUGUAACAAUGUAAUUUAAAAAAUCUUGUUAUACAAGACAUGACAGAGGUAAAUUUGUUCCAGACCACCUGAGUCGGGCUUCUGAAUUCAGAGACACAAGCAAAAGAAAAAUCACUAUAUGCCCAUAUAUAGUAUUUAUAUGUGGUAUGAAGGAAUAAAAUAUGAACUAAAGUCACACAUGUUAAAGCUGAACUGACAUACAUAUAAGCUUGAGACAUAAUUUGUAUCACUGUGGACAUCGUUUAGCGAAAUCGCCAUAAGUACAAGUUCUACUUCAGCUAGAAGGGGUUAGACC
This is a messenger RNA of Strongylocentrotus purpuratus (purple sea urchin), 1886 nucleotides long. RefSeq names its product transmembrane GTPase fzo. Gene Ontology annotation, biological process: mitochondrial fusion; mitochondrion localization. Gene Ontology annotation, cellular component: mitochondrial outer membrane. The record is from RefSeq and is a predicted model, not a curated record. The transcript has 13 exons. Gene Ontology annotation, molecular function: GTPase activity. Bases 7 to 1569 code for a protein of 520 amino acids. NCBI's taxonomy places the organism in Eukaryota, Metazoa, Echinodermata, Echinoidea, Camarodonta, Strongylocentrotidae.